Messenger RNA from Botrytis cinerea B05.10, 1278 nucleotides. RefSeq lists its product as hypothetical. The record is from RefSeq and is a predicted model, not a curated record. The transcript has a single exon. Bases 504 to 836 code for a protein of 110 amino acids. NCBI's taxonomy places the organism in Eukaryota, Fungi, Ascomycota, Leotiomycetes, Helotiales, Sclerotiniaceae.
GGUGGCAUGUUCGUUGGUGGCAUGCUAACGGAUGGUAUGAUGAAUGAUGAUAUGCUAUAUGACGGUAUGUUAAUUGAACUCUCAUGAUUCUAUAUCCUCGGUCGAAUGAUUUCAUGGGGGUAUUUAUAUUCGACUGAAUAACCGAUAAUCAAUAUCUACUUUUCCAUUCACCACCUGCACAAUUACAAGCACGCAAAAUCAGAAACUCAAAAGCUCAUUGCGGUUUCCGUGUUUUGAUAGCAUAUCUUCUUUAACCAUUGACGUCAUUCGAUAAUCGAGACAUCGCGAAUAAAGCUAUCCUGCCAUUUACUCAAGUUCGAUCGGCAUCUUGCAAUCAAUCAAUAGUAAACAAAACUGUUUCCUCAUUGAAUCAUAUAUCCAUUUAUCAGCCUCUCAAUUGACAAAUUGCAAACAAAUCUACACUCUGCCCAUCUAUUGACCCGUUCAAUACCUCUAACACCAUCAACACCUUCAACCUCCAAGCCAACCUCGAACAAACCAAUAUGACAUCAAUCGCAUCUCAGCAACCCAAACCUAAUCACGGCGACGAAGCUUCCCUCCCCCACCAUUCCAAGUCCAGCUUCGACUCCACAGCCUCUCACCUCGCCGAGAUCAUGGAAGUAUCCAUCCCUGACGGCCGACGCAAUUCUGGCGGCGAAGCCCUACCAUCUUCAGCCGAGACCUGGAAACCCAAUCUUGACAGACGGCAAAGUUGGAAUCAUCAGGAUCUCAAGAGAUUGCAUGUGGAAGAGGGUUUGAAGAAGGAGCAUUGGAGUAAUGAUGCUGGAGCGGAGGGUUUGGGAUAUAGUUAUGAGGGUGAGGAAGGGAAGAAGUGAGGGGCGAGAUGAGAGGAGAGGGUGGGGGGGGGGGGUAUGUGGAAUGGAAGAUGAGGGAUGGGGAUAUUCUGAGGGAACGUUGCUGGGUAUGGUUAUGAUUGAGUUGAAAUAGCAUGAUGUUUGGAUUUGAAGCUAUGGACAUUAAUACGGAAUGAUAUGUGGGUUUCGCAGGCUGAAGCUAAAUUGACAUAAGGGAGGAAGGAAAAACGCACAUCUUGGUCUCGGCGAUCGGGUUUCAAGAAAAAUAUUACCUGUGGUCUCGGUCUAUGACUUGAGAGGAGAGUAUUGCUUUAGUAUCACACACAAAAAUGAAUACUGUUCAUCCCUGAUUAACUCUCUACUGCCAAAAGAAAUCUUGCGUUGUCGGACUUAGGUGUCCACUUUGUUAGUUAGUAUCUGACCAUAAGCUUAAUUUCUAUUGCUUCAAAAGUGACAGGUGGCA